Molecule: messenger RNA, 2251 nt
Organism: Gossypium raimondii (Peruvian cotton)
Lineage: Eukaryota; Viridiplantae; Streptophyta; Magnoliopsida; Malvales; Malvaceae
Exons: 2
Coding region: 482-1744 (420 amino acids)
Biological process (GO): regulation of transcription by RNA polymerase II
Cellular component (GO): SAGA complex
Molecular function (GO): transcription coactivator activity
Source: RefSeq, a predicted model, not a curated record
GAGAGAUGGAGCUAAAAGAAAACAAAGCCGAGCUGAAAAUAUAAUAAACAUAAGCAAAAGAAGAAGAAGAGGAAGGGAGAAAAAGAAAAAGAAAGAAAAAAACUCGGGAAAAUGGAAAAUGCACUCUAAAUAAACACAACACAUAUACAGAUUAUUAUUUUAUAUAUUAGUAUUUAAAAAAAAGAAAUAAGGGAAAGGAAAUAAAAGAAAAAGAAAAUCGAUAGAGGGAGCCAAAAAGAAUCGAUAGGGGGCUUCGAACAAUCCAACCCCUAACCCCGACACCAACCAACAACUGCUGUGGCGUUGGAUUUCUCUGUAAUUGCUGAAGCUAAGAGGUUAAGAGUUUGAUUUGCAUUGUAUAGUAUGCAAAUUGGUGGAUUUGGACUUAUUUGGUGUCGGAGAAAACUGUAAAUUGGGGGUGCAAACAGGUUUCGGUGGUUUUGUAGUUGUGUGAAUGGUGUAGGAAUCUGCUUAUUGAACAAUGCAACCUCAGCAGGGCUCCAGAAUUAAUUUAGGCGAAUUAAAAGCUCAGAUAGUGAAGAAGAUUGGGGCUGAGAGGUCAAAGAAGUAUUUUUAUAAUUUGAGUAGGUUUUUAAGUCAGAAACUCAGUAAAAGUGAGUUUGAUAAGUCAUGUUACCGCAUUCUUGGAAGGGAGAAUCUGCCACUGCAUAAUCAGUUGAUACGGUCAAUAUUGAAAAAUGUUUGUCAGGCUAAGACUCCACCACCAGUUCAUGAAGCAGGUCCCGCUAAAUCUUUGAUACAAAAUGUGAAAAGUUAUCCUGGUAGAGAUGAUGGACAUGAACCGACUGGAUCCCUUGUUCCCAACCUGAAUCCAAACAUGGCCAUUUCGUCAAAUGGGAUUUUGCCAGUGUCAUCCCUGCGAAAGGUUAGGUCUGGAGCACCGGAUAGAAAAGUCAGGGAUCGGCCCAGCCCACUGGGGCCAAAUGGAAAGGUUGAUAGUUUCUCACAUCAAUCCAUGGGAACUGAAGAGAAUGGCAAUAAAUUGGGUUUGGAGAAUGGGGAUUUGACACCAUACGAUUAUCAGCGACCAUUGCAGCAUCCUCAAGCAGUUGCCGAGCAGCCUGAAAUUGAAAGAGAAGGUUUGGUGCGUUCCACGGGAAAGCCAAGGGUGCUUAGCAAAGGUCAGACUGAAGGAGCCAUUGUUGAAGACGGGGAGGAGGUGGAGCAAUCCAACCACAUUGAUUUCUCUAGAAGUCCUUUGCUUGCGCCUCUUGGGAUUCCAUAUUGUUCAGCUAGUAUUGGUGGGGCCCACAAAUCACUGCCCGUGGCAAGCAGUGGCGACUUCAUUAGCUACUAUGACAGUGGUGGUUUGUAUGAUACUGAGACAUUGAAGAAACGAAUGGAGCAGAUCGCAGCAGUGCAGGGCCUUGGAGGGGUUUCAUUGGAAUGUGCUAGUAUGUUGAACAGCAUGUUGGAUGUAUACUUGAAGAAAUUGAUCGGAUCAUGUUUUGAUUUGGUUGGAUCAAGGUCUACACGUGAAUUGAGAAAGCAAUCUGCACACAAGCAGCAGCUUCAAGGCAAGGUUGUUAAUGGUUUGUGGCCAAGUAAUCACUUUCACAUGCAGAGUAGCUCUGGGCCCACUGAAGUUUUGCAAGAACAGGGGCAGAGAUGCUCAAUUUCUUUGCUUGAUUUCAAAGUGGCAAUGGAGUUGAAUCCCCAGCAGCUGGGUGAAGAUUGGUCAUUGCUGCUUGAAAAAAUAUGUAUGCAUUCGUUUGAAGAAUGAAUGCCCUAGAAAAUUUGUUUAUCAUGAAGCUCUUAUGAAAAUAUGUUGAUUCUGGUUCGAUGUGCUUGACAAAUGUUGAAGCUCCCAGUUCAUUCGCAUUUUUACCGAAAUGAACCAGAUUGCUCCCAUUCAUAUAAAGCUCUGGCCCUUGCAAAAUUAAAUUUUGGGUUUGAGUAUCGGGAUGCCUGUACCCUGCUGCAGAGCUGGGAUGGAUCACAAAAUUAUUUUUGAGCAACUGAGCUAAGGUGCUUGAAAAGGAAGUGCUUAUAGCUGGUUGCUCUGUUGUACUAUUAGCAUUGUUGUUGGCUGUCUUUACGGAUCUCAGUCUUGUAAUUUACAGCCAUUGAGGAGGAAAUCUGAGAAAGUUUUGCAGGGAUACGCCUUGUAGCUUGGUGAAAGGUAAAAUUACUUAUGGAAGAGCUGCAGCAUUGCUCUGUAUGUAAUUUAAAAUCUGAGAAUUGAUUGAGUUUCAAUAUUAAUAACAAAUCCAACAUCCAUUAAAUUGUC